AUGCUUGGCCAGGAGGGCGGCCUCUCGCUGACCAUUGCCCAGAUCGUGCAGAGGCUGAAGGCCUCGGGGCUCCAUUCCCAGCUGGAGCGGCAGGCCCGGCUCAGUCUACAGAGACCGGAGAUUAAGUUAGAAUCCCUGAAGGAAGACAUCAAGGGAUUUCUGAAGACAUCAGGAUGGGAAAAGAAGCUGCAGAAUGCUGUUUAUAGUGAACUCAGCGUGUUCCCUUCCCCGUGCCACCCGUCAGCACCCCCUGAGCACAUAAAGGAAUCUUUGGCUUACAUGAGGAAAGCCCAGGGAAACUGGGAAAAACGCAUUCUGAAGAGUCUAAAUAGCAUGUGCACAGAACUUGGCAUUCCAUUAGCACAGAAGAGAUCCAUAAAUGAGCAGAAGGAACUUCUAAGUAAAUGGAACGAAAUGGGAACAGAUGAGCCAGACCUAAGCCUAUUCCGACCUGUUUAUGCACCUAAAGAUUUUCUUGAGGUACUGAUGAAUCUCCGCAGUCCAAAUUAUGAAACCAGCGAACCACCUAGUUUCAGAAACCACUUGGGGUUGAUUCAGGUUCCACUGAAAGUGAAGGACAUUCCUGAACUGAAAGAAUAUUUCAGUGAACUAGACUUAAAUACAGGUCAGUUGGAUAUUGAUGACUCUGCACAAGUCCCUCCAGAACUCUUUGAAAAUGAACAUGGACGUAUUGGCCAAAAAGUUUUAACAGAGCAGGAUAGCGCAGCAGCCCAGCAAUACAUCCGACAGGGAUGCCCGAAUUCCCUUCGAGCUGAGUUGUGGCCGAUGCCAACUAUCGAUACUGACGCCCUCGUCAUCGUCGAACGUCAGGGGAACGUCGCCAUGUUUCUGACUACGCACAACCAGUCUUGCCCCGCUCUCGCUCUCGCGAACGUGGCUUUUCCCGAUCUCCAAGGCAUCCUUAUGUCAGGGACUGUUCUCCUAGAGAUUGGGACCGAUAUUCCAUACAUUGAUCCCAAUCACCCCGUCGGCCUCGAGUGCCUCCAUCGGCCACAGUCUCCAGGGCGCCAGAGUCUCCUCGUCCACAUCCACCGGCCCAUGGGGACCAGCACGUCCAGGUUACACCGCUUGAACCUUCGAUACCGAAACCCUCGAUGCGUCAACACUGAUAGCGCUACCGAUGUCAACGGUCCUCCUGCAAGCGACCAAGACCUGCCUGACGACAAGUGCCAGCAGGCCAGGAAACUACAGUACCCACAGGGUGUACUGUUAACGGCUCACACGCGCCUGGUAGUUAGUACAGCCGAGGAAGCCUUCACCUUUCUGCCAUUAGUCCAUGAGAGAUGUGUGGCCGUUCUCACGGACAACAUUACAGCGCUCAGUUAC
Gekko japonicus is the source of this 1347-nucleotide messenger RNA. Its product is annotated as TBC1 domain family member 19-like. NCBI's taxonomy places the organism in Eukaryota, Metazoa, Chordata, Lepidosauria, Squamata, Gekkonidae. The annotation marks the transcript as partial. The record is from RefSeq and is a predicted model, not a curated record. The transcript has 15 exons.